Bombyx mori (domestic silkworm) is the source of this 1482-nucleotide messenger RNA. Its product is annotated as piggyBac transposable element-derived protein 4-like. NCBI's taxonomy places the organism in Eukaryota, Metazoa, Arthropoda, Insecta, Lepidoptera, Bombycidae. The coding region runs from base 1 to 1167 and encodes 388 amino acids. The transcript is spliced from 3 exons. The record is from RefSeq and is a predicted model, not a curated record.
AUGAUAGAAAAGAAAAAUAAAAUAGAAAGGAAAGAUCCAAAGACAAGACUUACAUUCGCUUAUUCUUUUGAAGACAGUAUGUCGCAAGAGUUAACUGAAAGCAAUGAACAUGAUGGUUUUUAUGACGAAGAGCGUAAUAAACAAAGAUGUAGAAGAAGAGAGAGAGAGGAAGAAACAAGAAAUGCUGAAGAGGAAGAUGAAGAUACAGAGAGAGGGGAGGAAACGGAAAAUACUGAGGAGGAGGAAAGUGGUGACACAGGCGACGAUGAGAGUGAUGUAUACUCUGCAAGUGAAGUUGUAUCGGAUAUAGAUAAUGAUGUUUUAGAGGAAGAGGGAGAUGCACAGGAUAAUAGUGUCAAUGAAUGGGGUGCUAUCACAGAUUUGACCCCUGAGUUGGAAGCGUGUACUUUAAAUGAAAGCACUUUAAAUAUUCCCAUAGAAGAUAUAUCUACGGCAGAUGAAUCAAUGAUACCAUGGCGUGGCAGGUUGAAAUUAAAACAAUACAUUAAAAACAAAUCACACAAGUAUGGUGUUAAAAUUUACAAGUUAUGUACUCCAGAAGGGUAUACAUAUAAUUCAAUAAUUUAUUCUGGGAAGGGAGAAAAUGGCCGUGAACAAAAUCAUGGUAAAGUCACCGUACUGAAACUCAUUCAAGGGCUGGAGAACAAAUGUCGUAUAGUAAUUGCAGACAAUUUCUACUCUUCAAUUGAAUUGGCGGAAGAAAUUCUAUCUCACAAAACCCGUUAUUGCGGCACCCUAAGAUCAAAUCGAAGAGGGCUUCUUAAGGCGAUAGUGUCACUAAAGUUGAAGAAGGGCGAAAUCAAAGGAGCUAUGAAUAAAAAUGGCGUCAAAAUUAUUAAAUGGGUUGACAAAAGGCAACUUCUAAUGAUAUCUACUGUCAAAGAGGACGAAGAUGUGCUUGUCAACACUGGCAAAAAAAAUAAGAAGACGAACGAAAAUAUAAAAAAGCCUACAUGUGUCUUAACGUAUAAUAACAACAAAAAAGGAGUUGACUUCAGCGACCAAAUGUCUUUAUACUAUUCUUCUACAUUAAAAAGAGGGCUUAAAUGGUUCAGAAAAGUGGGUAUGGAAUAUUUGUUUGGCAUGGCGUUAGUAAACGCGUGGAUCACAUACAAUAUGAAAAAUGAUAAGGUUUCAAAAUCAUAAUUUACAGAGGCAUUAAUGCAAUCAUUAACUGGACAAAGUAUAUGCCCUGAUAGUAAGUAUAAUGACGUGUAACAUCACUGUAACCAUAUGUAGAUCAUUGUUGUAGACGAUUCCUACAUUUCCGUGUUUCAACAUCGUCAGACGUUCUACAUCUGCAACAGGUAACCAUUGUCAUUAUUUUGAACAUAUUACCAGUGUUCCGGUGGCUGCGCAUGGCUUUCGUGCAAGAGCUUUGUACUGACUCCGCUGUUUUUCUGCGAGCAAUGUAGGACGUUUUUUGCACUACUGCUUCUAUUAUGGUAUGCUAUGGCACUG